UCUAUAUCUUUUUUUCACAUCAAUUAUCUUUUCAAAAUGCGACAUCUCUUUGUCACAAUCCUCAUCUUCUUCCUUCCUUUCCUUUAUAAUUUCUCCUUCGCGCUCUGCGCUCGGACUCUCGCCGGCAGUUGGACGCCAAUCAAUGCAAGUGACCCCAUGGUCAUUGAGAUCGGGAAGUUUGCCGUGGAUGAGCACGACAAGGAUGACCAUAUGUCGCUGCAGUUUGAAAAAGUGGUGGCCGGAGAAAGCCAAGUGGUGGCUGGAACGCAAUACAACAUAACGAUUACGGCGGUAGAAGGCGGUGUUGAGAAUAAUUAUGUGGCACUCGUUUGGGAUAAGCCAUGGCAGAAAUUUAGAGAGCUUAUGUCCUUUGUUGGACCUGUUUGAGUAUAUAAUUUAGGGUUUUUUAUGAUUUUGAAAGGUGCAUUGUGUCUGUUAUAACAGCGUUAUGAAUCUAUAUCACAAAUUUAAAUAAAAGAUGAUCCUUUGCCCUUUGGUA
Molecule: messenger RNA, 499 nt
Organism: Lactuca sativa (garden lettuce)
Lineage: Eukaryota; Viridiplantae; Streptophyta; Magnoliopsida; Asterales; Asteraceae
Source: RefSeq, a predicted model, not a curated record